UGCCCAGGAAUAAUUUGCUCCCUUAUAUAGAAUGACAGCAAAACAAUAAUACUGCAUCACUUAAAUUUUCCAGAAAUAACUCUGCAGAAAUCCAUGAAAUACAAUGAGUUGGUAUGUGGAGAUUUACAUGGCACAGUCAGCGAAAUUGCAAAGCACUAUACAUUUUCCGAAGAUAACCAAUUUCUACACAUGUGUGUAUAAAAAAUAUAGUUAUGUCCUACAUUAUUAGAUAAUUCGCAUUUAUAUGUAGUGAAUCAUCAAAGUCCUACAGGUUACGUAUUAAUUAAUGAUGAUACUGAACUGUCAACAUGUGAAGUGAACUGUGAGUAAUUUAACGUUUUUUUUUGUGGUGAAGCAUUACAGUUAUUUCAGCCUCAAAACGUAAGAAAAAUUAUUGAUUUCAUUUCUGAAUAGAAUCUUUCCCUCUUGCUCUUUCAGGUGGCUGGAAAACGCUCAAUAUAUAAUGAUAUCGAUUAACAGAAUUUCUGCUUCUGACAUUUUAUCAUUUUCUUCCAUUGGAAGUGUUUACGGAAAUGACGUAACGGAUAUGUUGUAAACAUGAAUGCGCAUGUCUGGCUUCCUUGUCAACAAGUUGCUGAGCAUGUGCUCGUUUCACCAAAUUUGUAAAGUUUGUGUCUUACAACAGUUUCUGGAGAAAUAAGUCACAGGAACCAAGCCUCCAGUCAAUACUUCUGGAUAUGUCAGCUUUUCUCUCUCUUUCUGUAAGGAGUUCUAGUCACCUGUGGUGAACACCAAGGAUUAAUUGAAAUCCAAAAUCAGUCGGGACAAUUCAUGUACUGCAUGUCUUAACCCAUGGCAAGUAAACAGAAGAAAUCAAGCAUGAAGAAGGAAACGCGAUCAAAUUCUGCGAAAAUAUCAGCAUCGUUAAAAGAACAAUUAAUAAAUAAGGAAAAGUUAGAAGAAUUAACCAGCCAAAAUGAAGAUUUACAAAAGAUGAUCACAAGAUAUAAGGAGGAAAACAGUGAACUUAGAGACAAAGUGGAGUACCUUUCUAAAAGAAUUGUGGAAUACGGACAAAGCAAGGGAUAUGAGUUAUCUGAGAGUGAAAAAUCUAAGAUGCCACUGAAUGUAUCAGUAGAGAAUUUGAAUCAAAUAUUAGAUUUAAUUACAAACGGAGACAAGCGUAAAAAGAAGGGACCCGUGGAAUUGAGAGUUGAGGAGCUUGAAACAAGAAUCACUCAUCUGAAUAUGGAACUUGCCAAGAUGGUACAAUUAAGGCUGAGUCUAGAAAAUGGCUUAGAGGAUAUAGAGUUUUGUGAGACGCUUGUAGAUGCUAAAACAAAGGCUAGGUUUUUGCUAUAUGAACUCCGAGGAAAUCGUCUCUUUUCCUGUUUGGAACAAGAAGAAGAUGAGAGUUAUGAUGUAACAACAAUCCCUCCCAAUGAAGCUGACCAUCCAGUGUCAACAACAGUCCCUCCGCUGGACACACCCAGGCAGUCCCUAGUCAAAGAAUUCCAACCCGUCAGUCUGUCACCACCCCUGAAAAAGCUUGCUGGAGACACACAUAUCAAGAACAUGAACCCUGACCUCAAGAAGUAUAUCAUACAAAACCUCAGCAUGUACAAAGGAAAUGGUGCUGACUGGAGAAUGCUGGGAGAGAGGGUGGGGAUUCCUCUGGAGACCAUUCAGCAAUGGCGGCGCUGGAAGGUAGAGAAUCCGGCGGAGUAUGUGCUCCAGUCCUGGGGUCAGAGUGCGGGAGCCACCGUCCGCAUGCUUCAUCGCCAUCUCAUUUCACCACAGAUGAACUGCAUUAUUCUUGCCAAGCGCAUCAGUGACUUUUACUUGGUGGAGUAAAAGAAUAGGAUUGCCUUACUUAUCAUUGUUUAAACUGCCAUAUUUAUUUGUAUGCUCACAGACCAUGACUACUGCAACACAAUAGUGCACUAGUGAUUUUUUUUUUUUAGAAAAAUUGCAAUAC
Molecule: messenger RNA, 1939 nt
Organism: Saccostrea cuccullata (small rock oyster)
Lineage: Eukaryota; Metazoa; Mollusca; Bivalvia; Ostreida; Ostreidae
Exons: 8
Coding region: 814-1815 (333 amino acids)
Biological process (GO): signal transduction
Molecular function (GO): protein binding
Source: RefSeq, a predicted model, not a curated record